GAUGAAUUGUUUUAACUUAAAAUGAAGUUGACUUCUUCCAAUAAAGUUGAACAAUUUUAAGGCAGCAAAGAAUUUUAGCUUCCAAAACUACUUUUUUAAUGUCACCCCACAAGUUUUUAAUGGGGUUGAGAUCAGGGCAUUGAGCUCAUAACCUCAAUCCUUUUUGGAACCAAGAUUUUGCCCUCUUGCUUAUGUGUUUGGGGUUGUUAACACAACCAGGGGCAUUUCCUCUUAAGCCAUGGGCAACUUAAUCUCUUCAAGUAUUCUGAUGUAUACACGUUCUCUUAUAUACGAUAAAUAUGCCCAACAUCGUAGUAUGAAAGCAUCCCAUGAGCACCACCAUGCUUAACUGUCUUUACAGUGUACUGUGGUUUGAUUUGGUACCCGGGGGUCUCCUGAGGUUCUGUCGAAAACCAUUAGACCCCAAAAUAUCAAUUUUACUCUCAUCAGGCACAAAAUGUUAUGUCAAUUUUCUUUGGGCUGGUUUAUGUGCUGAUGCCUUUAUUUCAACAAAGGUGCAGAUGAUUUUAGAUAAUCUUUGAACUUUCUAAUGGCUGAAUCUAUGUUUCAUGUGGUUUGGGUUUUUGUUACCAUUUUAAGCAUUUAAGCAAAGCAUCCUAAGUUUUGCUGCAUUUCUUUGUGUGUCAUCAACUUUUUAAUCAAAUGACAUUGUUCCUCCGAGCUAUGUUUGGAACGGUCCAUUUUACUUAGAAAUUAAGCAACAAAUAUAUUUUAUAACAAUCAUUUGCUUCCUCUCUUUCUAAAGAAAAGACCAAAAGGAGUUAUUUUUUCACAGAAUUAACUCGUUUUCUAAUUAAACUUUGCACUAUUUUGAUUAUGCUACUUUCUGUCAAUUAGUUGAGUCAAUUACGCAGAAGUAGUGGUGUGGAUCUGUUGUUUUUCUACUACAUUUGUUAGUUAAUAAGUUGCUAUACAGAAAUGUCAUUAACGCAACCGUAUAAUUUUCCCCAGUCUUCCAUACUUUUACUUUUCCUCUUGUUUUCAGAAUGCAAAUGUCAAACUGUUUUUUAUUCAUCAAGCAUAUCAUUUUUCUCUUGCUGAAAAAUAUUAAAACAGCAAAGACAUGACUGAUUUAGUUGAUAUAUGAUUAAAUGUACUUUACACUUGGUGAAUUUACCCUACUUUAAAAGGAUGUUGUACCAGUAUAGCGGGGAAGACAAUGUAAUGGAAAUUAACAUGUAUGAAAAUCCGAAUCAAGGCUUUUUCCCUCUUCCUAAAUGACGAAUAACGUCUUUAAAGGGGGGAAAUGGAAACUCCUGAAGUCUCGGUAUAAAAACCACAAAUACUUGAGACGAGCUGAUCAGUAGAGUUCAGUUUUCUUCAAGACAUCACAGGAAGUUGGAGAGGAGAUGAUGCCGUCAGCUAUGAAUGUUUAUUUCUCUGCCGUCCUGUCAGUGUGGAUCUGUCAGCUGGAUGCAGUGCCUCUGUUCAGCAGUAUGGGUGAAUUACCUGAAAUAUCUGGAGAUGAAGUUCAGGAGGUGAAUGUGCCUGUUCCUCUGACCGAACCAGAGAGAUGGCACCGGAUGGCCAAACAACUACAAAAUGACGUGAAAACUCUGAGAGAUGAACAGUUUAUCCGAGAUUUCGGAGAAACGGUGAAUAUGAGUUUAUUUGAGAAUGAAAGAAUCAACACUCCAGUCUUUAAAGCAUCUGAUGGGUGUUUUCUCAAAAACUUCAGUACGGAAAGGUGUCUGGGGCAUAUUUACAACAUCCUGAUGUGGUACAAAGAGAAUCUGAAUUACAUCGAGAGGGAAAAUCUGACCCCAACCCUGAUGAAUAAUGUCAAACAUGAGAUGAAACGAUUGCUGGAGUCCAUAAAUAGCCAGCUUCAGUCAAAGGAUUUGCAAGUUGAAGACAUCUCAAGUUCUCUGCAUGCCAAGUCUGCAUGGACACAGAAGGCGGUUACACACUCGAUCUUAUUCAACUUAACAAAUGUGAUGAUCCAUACGUGCAGAGCUAUCCCUUACCUUAGCAAAUCUAAAGCUGGACACAGUCAGCGGACAAAGAACAAAAUUAAAACUGAUUGGAUCUCAGACAAAAACUAACAAAAACAGACCCAUUUAUUUAGGGGUCCAAUUUGAUUGUGUUUGAUUUAUUUUUUGAAACAUUUGCAUUUUUAAAUUAAUCUAUUUAUUUUAUUUGGGUGAAUCUUUCAUCAAACGUACAAUUAUCAUCUUUUUUAUUUGUACUUGUCAAUGAUAAAAAACUUGAAAGACGUGGACGGAAUCCUAACAGAUGUAAUUUCACUCCAAACUUUUGAUAAAACUUGAGAGCUUGUUAUUUACUGAACAUCAGGGGAUGAUAACUUAAUAUUUAUUGUAAUGUUUUUGUAUUGAUCAUGCUAAAUCUGAUGCUAUUUAUAAAUAUUUAUAUUUGUUUUUUAUCUUUAUUUACUGUGUAUCAGGUUUUAAAUGAUGGUAAUGUAUGAAUGUAUGUAGUAUUUACUACUGUAAGACAUUCAUGACACUGUGUGUCAAAUAAAGCUGAGCUGCAUUUAAAGUGUUGUCUUCAUGAUACAGAAAGAGAAGAAAAUAUUAGAAAGCUGUCGAAACGAAAUUAUACAAAGAGGUGUGAGAGAAAAAAAAUCUAAAUAAAACUCCAACUAACAGUGAUUUUAAGAUUGAUAAGGACUUGCUGAUCAAAAGCCAGCAUAAAUAAUAUCAGCUGUUUGAUUCAUAGUAGUUAUCGGCCAUGUAUUAUUAGUGUAUAUCCGUAUUUAUCGGUGCAUCCCUAGAAAAAAGAUAGAGAAAGCUUUGGCUUGGUUUGUUGAUCUUGACAUGUAAAUGUAACCUGGGUAAACUGAACAAAGCUGACCAAAAGUCAACAUAUAAUUUGCACAUUGCUGCAAAUUUCAUUUGUACAGAAUUGAAAAUCUGUGCUAAUAAAUAUUCAGGGUUCCCACACCUUAGUUAACUUCAAAUUCAAGGACCUUUCAAGGACUUUCCA
Paramisgurnus dabryanus is the source of this 2967-nucleotide messenger RNA. It is a transcript of the gene il6, whose product is annotated as interleukin 6 (interferon, beta 2). Gene Ontology annotation, biological process: cell differentiation. The record is from RefSeq and is a predicted model, not a curated record. Lineage: Eukaryota; Metazoa; Chordata; Actinopteri; Cypriniformes; Cobitidae. Gene Ontology annotation, molecular function: interleukin-6 receptor binding.